AUGGUGAGAGUUUUGUGUCUUCAUGGAAACCGACAGACGGGGGAGAUUUUUGAGCACCAGCUGAACAAGCUGUGCAGAGUUCUUUCUGGAGUUGCAGGGCUCGACUUUGUGGAUGCGCCUUGCGUCCUUGCAGACGAUAUGGUGAACGGUGAUGCAGUGGCCACGCGCUCGUGGUGUGAAAUUAAGGGUAACGACGCAAGAGACGUGUAUGCGGUAGGGGACGACGUGGUACGGCGUUGUAUGACCACAGGCAGUACCCCGUACGAUAUCCUCCUAGGGUUUUCCCAGGGAGGCCUCCUUGCGGCUCGCUACGUGAUGCUGCAGCAGCUGAACGGAGCGGAGUAUGGACCACCUAUAAAGGGAGUUAUUAUGGCGGCGUCACAGGACCCACGCCGUGUCUUUCCAGAGCUGGUGGCAUCGUAUCUUCAUCAACUGCCGCCUCAUGACAGCAGUAAAAGCGGCUUUUUGGGUGCCGUACCCUCGCUGCAUAUAAUUGGGACGAAGGACACCAUUGUGGAUCCGGCGGAGAGCCGCUCCUUUGCGGAGGCCUGCAAGCCACACUCGGAACUUGCGUUCCACGAUCACGCUCACAGCAUCCCGCAACUGCAGAAUGUCCUGAUUGCUAUAAAAACAUUUAUUGAGCGCACCACUGUCGCGGCGGAGGAGCGAGGUGCGGCGAACAGAACAGAGGAAGGGGAUGGGAAAGAAACUAAUAGUGAUGUUGGGGAUGACGCGGAUGGUGGGUCCCUUGCCGCGGCACGCGAAGAAGAGCUGGAGAUGGUGUCAUCCAUGUACGGCGAGGAAUGCGUGCAACGCCAUGAGACCUCAGUGGUGUUUUUACCACUUCUGCUUGACGGGGUCUCUGAUGAUGCGUCGGAUGCUCCCCUCUCCGCUUUGAGACUUUGCAUGACGCUUCCGAGAAAGUACCCGGCAGAGCUGCCCAUGUUGGACGUGGUUGGCGGCCCAGCAGAUCAUCAUGUCGCCUUUGAGCGCUGGAAGUUGCAGCUGAUCGCCAAGACCCUCGCGUACCUGCGGGAGGAUUUGGGUGUUGGGAACGCCAUGCUUCUUCCAGCGAUGAUGUUCGCUGGCGAACAGGCGGCGAGCGAGGUGGUGUUUCUGCGGUCGGUAUUUAUGUCUGCCAAGGCAGGUGCCUCCGCUGUGGCCGAGGACUCUGCGACGCAGCACCCGCAGGCAAAGAAUGCAUGGUGGGACGCUGAUGAAGAUGCCGAUGACCGGGCAGCGUGUAUUGCGGAGACCGAAGAACGCGUGCAGCGGGCGCUCGAGGGGAAGGCACCACUGCAGGCGUCAAACGAGCCUGCGACUGACCUUGUAGACAGCCAUAACGCGACUUCACGGGGCGGAGAGCUGGAGCUGACCAUUGGCCUCAUUGGGAAGCCGUCAGCGGGGAAGAGUACUUUUUUAAUGCCGUUACGGAUCCAGAGAGUGAGAGUAGGGCCGCCAGGGUGGCCGCGUUUCCAUUCACAACCAUUGAACCCAACGUGA
Messenger RNA from Trypanosoma rangeli, 1503 nucleotides. RefSeq lists its product as uncharacterized. Gene Ontology annotation, molecular function: protein binding. Lineage: Eukaryota; Euglenozoa; Kinetoplastea; Trypanosomatida; Trypanosomatidae. The transcript has a single exon. Gene Ontology annotation, cellular component: nucleus; cytoplasm. The record is from RefSeq and is a predicted model, not a curated record. Bases 1 to 1503 code for a protein of 500 amino acids.